Molecule: messenger RNA, 285 nt
Organism: Eruca vesicaria subsp. sativa (arugula)
Lineage: Eukaryota; Viridiplantae; Streptophyta; Magnoliopsida; Brassicales; Brassicaceae
Source: the annotation of a GenBank genome assembly
AUGAAGAUUAUGCCCUUCAAGACCGAAUCUGAGAGAGAUGUUUGGAAAAGCAACAAAUGUUUUGAGUCAUCAAAAUUAAGAAAGGAUUCUUUAAAAGGUUUGAAGAAUAUUGAAGUUAUCACAUCCCCACCUGAUGAGCAAUCUACAGCUGUUGGAAGGUCCACAAAAUUGUAUUUUGCAUCUUCAUCGAUGUUUUCUGGACGAACUUCGAGAGAUCUAAGUUGUUGUUCUUUAAAUAGGAGGAAUUAUGGUGACAUGGAAGAAGAAGAAUCAACUUAUAAGUAA